GAACAAGUCUUAGAAUCUCGAUCCCGAUCUGGAAAAUGUCAACAGUAUUCCUGCAUGUUGGACAGUGUGGUAACCAAGUCAGUUUGCCGUUUUGGAAGAGAACUGUAAGGGAUGAAAAUGUUAAAAACAGUCGUACAUUUCUCCAUGCUGAUGAAUUGCAGAGAUCUGUGCACAUUGAUAGUGAACCAAAAGUCAUUGCAAAGAUAGCUAAGACCAGUUCUGUGAGGAAAAAGAACUUGGUGUGUGGAAAGAGAGGAAGAGGAACGAACUGGGCUUUAGGUUACCAUGGAUUGCUGAAGAAAGGGGAGGAUCAUAUAGUGGAGGAUACAAUGGAAAUACUUAGGAAGGAGACAGAAAGGUGUGAUUCCUUCAGUGGAUGUGUUUUGAUGCACAGUUUGUCUGGAGGGACUGGUUCAGGUCUGGGAUCGAGGCUGUGUGAGACAAUACGAGAUGAGUACCCCAUGAGUCACCUUCUGUCCUGUUCCUUUGCCCCCUGUCAGAGUGGAGAGAGCCCUCUACAGCAUUACAACUCCCUCCUAACCACAGCUUACUUAAACAGGUACACAGACUGUAAUAUCCUGACACACAAUGACAACAUCCUGGAGCGACUGCAGAAGAAGAUGGAGACAGUGUCCUUUAACCAGAUGAACGAGAACAUUGCUGCUGCCCUCUGUGGGGUGUUUCUACCAACAGACACACUGACAACCAAGAGUGGGGCAAGCAUUGGAAUGGAACCAUGGGAAAUGGUCAGAUCUCUUUGCCCAAAUCCUGGAAAUAAAGUCAUACAAAUCAACCAUAUAGCUCGCAGUAAACUGAGUUGGGAGGCAAUGAUGGGUCAACUUCUGUUAGGUCUACAUAGAUAUGACAGAGAGGGUAAACCUUAUAAAAGCCUUGCUAACCUUAUUGUUGCCAGAGGAGACAGCACUGAUAGCUUUCACUCGGCCAUGAAAACCCUGGAGAAGAAAGUGAAAAAUGCCUACAGUUGUGUCCCUUGGAAUCCAUUUCCACUGGACAUAUGGACAGCGAGGAACAACCUGACUGGCUCUAAAUCAGCUUCUCUGACUGUGGCAUCCAAUAGCAGCUCUGUUACAGACUACCUAGAAUUCCUCCUCUCCAGAUCUCAGACAAUGUACAAGGCAGGGGCUUACUUACACUGGUACUGGAGAUAUGGCGCAACAGAGGAGGAUUUUAAUGAAGCAAUGGAAGAAAUUUCCUCCAUCAUUGACAACUACAAAGAGGCAGUCAAGUAGUUAUAAUUCCAUGGAAAUCAUACAUGAAUUGCCAAUAUGGUAGUGGCAGAGGGUUCCAUACUAGAAGUCCAAAGACUUGGAAGAACUGAUUGGACCAUAGUUCAAGAACUGGCACACACUCAUUGAAAAUAUGAAGUCCUUUGUUUGUAUCGAUGGUGAUACUGCUACCCGAAAACAAGCAUAAACUGCAGUGUUGAGAUAGAAUAAUGAUGGAAUCCCAGAUUGUGUGAAUUUACUAUUGAACACUAAUAUUCUUGUUAAAAAUUCUUUCCUUUACAGUCAUAAUGUCUUGGAUGAAUUUUUU
Messenger RNA from Saccostrea cuccullata (small rock oyster), 1554 nucleotides. Its product is annotated as tubulin delta chain-like. NCBI's taxonomy places the organism in Eukaryota, Metazoa, Mollusca, Bivalvia, Ostreida, Ostreidae. The transcript has 13 exons. Gene Ontology annotation, biological process: mitotic cell cycle; microtubule cytoskeleton organization. Gene Ontology annotation, molecular function: structural constituent of cytoskeleton; GTP binding. Bases 36 to 1250 code for a protein of 404 amino acids. The record is from RefSeq and is a predicted model, not a curated record. Gene Ontology annotation, cellular component: microtubule; cytoplasm.